This is a messenger RNA of Pseudopodoces humilis (Tibetan ground-tit), 1756 nucleotides long. It is a transcript of the gene NT5C3B, whose product is annotated as 5'-nucleotidase, cytosolic IIIB. The record is from RefSeq and is a predicted model, not a curated record. Gene Ontology annotation, molecular function: magnesium ion binding; 5'-nucleotidase activity. NCBI's taxonomy places the organism in Eukaryota, Metazoa, Chordata, Aves, Passeriformes, Paridae. Gene Ontology annotation, cellular component: cytoplasm.
GGGGCCCGGCGGGAGCGGAGCGGCCGAGAUGGUGCCCGAGCUGGAGAAAGCUACGGUCCGGAUCCGGCAGCCCGAGCGUGUGCGGGGGAUCAUCCAGUCUCUCCGGGAGCAAGGGGUGGCCAAACUGCAGGUGAUUUCCGACUUUGACAUGACGCUGAGCAGGUUUGGUUGCAAUGGCAGGCGCUGCCCCACAUCUCACAAUAUCCUUGAUACCAGCCGUGUUAUCAGCGAGGAUGGCAAGAAGAAGCUGAAGGAUCUGCUCCACUAUUACUAUCCCAUUGAAAUAGAUCCCAACCGGACCCUGGAAGAGAAAUGUCCCCUCAUGGUGGAGUGGUGGACCAAGGCCCAUGAGCUGCUGGUGCAGCAGAAGAUCCACAAAGGUGACAUAGCUCAGAUCGUCAGAGAGUCAGAAGCGAUGCUCAGGGAUGGCUUCAGGGAGUUCUUUGAUCAGCUGCAUAAGAACAACGUCCCCCUGUUCAUCUUCUCGGCUGGCGUUGGCGAUAUCCUGGAAGAGAUUAUCCGUCAGGCCAACGUCUUCUACUCCAACGUCAAUGUGGUGUCCAACUACAUGGACUUCAAUGAUGCUGGAAUCCUCACGCACUUCAAGGGACCCCUCAUCCACACCUACAACAAGAACAACACCGUGCUGCAGGGCACGGAGUACUUCCAGCAGCUGAGCACAAGGACGAGCAUCAUCCUGCUGGGGGACUCCAUGGGUGACCUGACGAUGGCAGAUGGUGUUCCCAGUGUGGAGAACAUCCUCAAGAUUGGCUUUCUCAAUGACAAGGUGGAGGAGCGGAGGGGGAAGUACCUGGAUUCCUAUGACAUUGUGCUGGAGAGCGACGAGACGCUGGACGUGGUGAACGGGAUUCUGCGGUACAUCCUGGCUGAGACAUGAGCUGGGGACGUGGUGUCCCAGCUCCAGCCACGCAGCAGGCACGGGGCAGGGAAUGUCCUUCCCAGGACAGAGCUGGUGGGGACCUGCUGGAGCUGGCUGGGCUCCAUCCUGACCUCACUAAUGCCCUCAGCCAGCCCUGGAGCAGGAGAGGUGAGAAGGAGGAAGCUUCUCCUUUACACCAACCCUGCCUGGCUCUGCAGUUUCCCACCCAGAGUGACUUCGUCCCACUGGGAAUUCACCCCUGCCACCUCCUGAGGCCACAACAAACCAUUCCCCAUUUCAGGCAGAGAUGUUCUGCAUUUGCUUCAGCAGCUGAGGGUGGAAUGGAGACAGUUUACUGUGGGCUGAGGCCUGGUUUAGAUGUGCCACUGUGUUCCUGACUAAGAAAACAAGUUUCUCUCUCGUCCUGUUUUCUGUGGACUUCAAAGCUCCUGGGCUGACUCUGGUGCCAGUGCAGCUGCUGGGCUGGUGUGGCCCUGCUGGCCAUCACAUCACCCAGCCCCACAUUCCCCAUGUAAACCAGCAGCUCUCUAGCCUCGUGUCUCAGCUCACCCAUCUCUCUUGCACCAGUGCAGCUCUUACUCUGGAAAAAAAGCUUUUUCCAGCCGUCCCUCAAGACCCAGAGCUCAGCUGCAGCUGCUGCCCAAAGCCAGAAGUAAGUUUGUCUGCCAGGGAUCAGAGGAGUAGGGUGGGGAUGGGGGAGGAGGGGCCAAUGGCAAAAUUUUGAGUUUUAAGCAAUGUUUUACCUGACCAUGUUUGUAUACUAAAUUUCUGGGCUGAUCCUUGGCUCUCAGAGCAGCAAUAGGAAAAGACUAUUUUAUUUCUGUAUAACCUCUGGUUAUGUUGGACUAUGGGAAG